Messenger RNA from Daucus carota subsp. sativus, 2533 nucleotides. RefSeq names its product DEAD-box ATP-dependent RNA helicase 21. The transcript is spliced from 2 exons. Gene Ontology annotation, molecular function: RNA binding; ATP binding; RNA helicase activity. Gene Ontology annotation, biological process: mRNA splicing, via spliceosome. NCBI's taxonomy places the organism in Eukaryota, Viridiplantae, Streptophyta, Magnoliopsida, Apiales, Apiaceae. Gene Ontology annotation, cellular component: catalytic step 2 spliceosome. The coding region runs from base 103 to 2178 and encodes 691 amino acids. The record is from RefSeq and is a predicted model, not a curated record.
AAAGAGUGUACAUAAAGGAAAGUGCGCAACAAAUACAAACCCUAGGUAGCUCUGUUAUCCCCAAAACAAAACAAAAAUUUUGUGUUAUCCAUCUCACUUGUAAUGGCGAAUCUGAACGGCGAUGAUGAUCUCAAAAACGUGAAGAAGCCCGUGUUUCUCACUAAAGCUCAACGCGAGCAGUUGGCUCUUCAACGCCGCCAAGACGAAGUCGCUGACCAGAAGCGUCAAUUGCCUCCUCCACCUCAGCAACAACACUCUGAUCGAGAUUACAACAACAGCGGCAACAACUCCUCUUCCAGGCAUCACCGUUACGACAGAGAUCGGGAGAGAGAUCGAGAUAGGGAGAGGGAUAGGGAGAGAGAUAGAGAUCGCGAGAGAGAGAGAGAUAGGGAGCAUAAGGAGAGGGAGAGAUUGAGAGAGGCUAAGUUAGCGGAGAGAGAGAAGGAGAAGGAGUUGGAGGCGAUUAAGGAGCAGUAUUUGGGGUCUAAGAAGCCGAAGAAGAGAGUGAUUAAGCCGAGUGAGAAGUUUAGGUUUUCGUUUGAUUGGGAGAAUACGGAGGAUACGUCGAGAGAUAUGAAUUCGUUGUAUCAGAAUCCGCAUGAGGCAAGGCUUUUGUUUGGGAGGGGGUUUAGGGCUGGGAUGGAUAGAAGGGAGCAGAAGAAGCUUGCGGCGAAAAAUGAGAAGGAGUUGAGGGAUGAGAUUAGGAAGAAGGAAGGUGUUGAGGAGAAUGCGGAUGAGAUUGAGGCGCGGAGGUUAAAGGAUCAGGCUGCCGAGUUGUAUGACACAUUUGAUAUGAGAGUCGAUAGGCAUUGGUCCGAUAAGUUGCUUGAUGAAAUGACCGAGAGGGAUUGGAGGAUUUUUAGGGAGGAUUUUAAUAUUUCGUAUAAGGGUUCAAGGAUUCCCAGGCCUAUGAGGAGUUGGGUGGAAAGUAAGUUGAGUUCGGAGUUGUUGAAGGCUGUGGAUAGAGCUGGGUAUAAGACGCCCUCGCCUAUUCAGAUGGCAGCCAUUCCUCUUGGUUUACAACAGCGGGAUGUUAUUGGUGUUGCUGAGACUGGUUCGGGGAAGACUGCUGCUUUUGUUCUUCCUAUGCUUACUUAUAUAACUAGGUUGCCUCCAAUCACUGAAGAGAAUGAGGCUGAGGGUCCAUAUGCGGUUGUGAUGGCUCCCACUCGAGAACUUGCUCAGCAGAUUGAGGAUGAAACUGUUAAAUUUGCUCAUUAUCUGGGGAUUAAAGUUGUUUCCAUUGUCGGUGGUCAGUCUAUUGAGGAACAAGGGUUUAAGAUUAGGCAAGGUUGUGAGGUUGUCAUUGCUACUCCUGGGCGUCUUAUUGAUUGUUUGGAAAGGCGAUAUGCUGUUUUAAAUCAGUGCAAUUAUGUUGUUCUUGAUGAGGCUGAUCGGAUGAUUGAUAUGGGUUUCGAACCUCAAGUUGUAGGAGUUUUGGAUGCAAUGCCUUCCAGCAAUUUUAAACCAGAGAACGAAGAUGAGGAGCUUGAUGAUAAGAAGAUUUACCGCACAACUUACAUGUUUAGUGCUACCAUGCCACCUGCUGUUGAGCGCCUUGCUAGGAAGUACCUGAGGAAUCCUGUUGUUGUUACUAUUGGUACUGCAGGAAAGGCAACUGACCUUAUUACUCAGCAUGUUAUUAUGGUUAAGGAAUCCGAGAAAAUGUAUAGGUUGCAGAAACUACUUGACGAACUUGGUGACAAGACUGCUAUUGUCUUUAUAAACACUAAGAAGUCAGCUGAUUCGCUUUCCAAGGGCUUGGAUAAGGCCGGAUAUCGGGUAACGACUCUACAUGGUGGAAAGUCCCAAGACCAGAGAGAAAUUAGCUUAGAUGGUUUUAGGGCCAAGAGAUUCAAUGUUUUAGUGGCCACUGAUGUAGCAGGACGAGGUAUUGAUAUACCUGAUGUGGCACACGUGAUUAACUACGAUAUGCCUGGUAAUAUUGAAAUGUAUACACAUCGUAUCGGACGUACUGGGCGUGCAGGGAAGACGGGUAUAGCCACAACGUUCUUGACUUUGCAUGACACUGAGGUCUUUUAUGACCUCAAGCAGAUGCUUAUUCAGAGUAACAGUCCCGUGCCACCGGAGUUGUCUAGACAUGAGGCUUCGAAAUUCAAGCCUGGUUCCGUUCCCGACAGACCUCCUAGACGCAAUGAUACGGUUUUUGCUCAUUGAGACAGUGCUGUACUUUGUGUUGAAAUUCCAAAAGCUCAAGAAUAUCUGUGGCAACAGGCAAGUAGCUAUCAAAGUUAAGAUGUGGUCAAAUUUCUGCUGAGUUAUGUUCGAAGAAGAUGUUAUCUGUCGAGAGACUUGCCAGAGUUGGGUUUGAAGCUAAGGGGCCAGCAUAUAACAGUUCAGCGGAGGUAUUAUGGUGGAUUGAGUUAGAUUUUGAGUACCUGAGGGCAGGGAUUUGGGUUUGAAGUAGAGUAUGUUUAACAUUUUUAUCCCAAACAAUUUUUGAACCCUGAUUUUUAUUAGAGAAAAGUAUUGAAAACCCAAUGUUGGAAAUGGAAAAAGUUAAUUACCGCAA